Mycosarcoma maydis (corn smut) is the source of this 3468-nucleotide messenger RNA. RefSeq lists its product as uncharacterized. The transcript has a single exon. The record is from RefSeq and is a predicted model, not a curated record. NCBI's taxonomy places the organism in Eukaryota, Fungi, Basidiomycota, Ustilaginomycetes, Ustilaginales. Bases 1 to 3468 code for a protein of 1155 amino acids.
AUGACGGACGCUGCAACGGCCACCACGGCCAGAAAUGCAAGGUCAAGAUCGACAAGUGCGAGUCUCAAGACCUCGCGUUACUCGUUGCCUCGAUCAAAGUCAGGCUCGACCUCUUUGCCGUCGUCGCCUACGACUGGCAAGAGGGGCCUUACUUUCGACGUAACUACCGACAAGUCGAGCGCUACCACCGCUGUGAUCGACGAGGCUACCGCACUUGGGGAUGCUUCGAUGUCUAAGGAGGUUUCGACUGAUGGCGCAAACUGGAUCGACGCUCGCGAGGGAUACCGGCUGAUGGCUAUGCACCUCUGGCAAGCAUUCCGACGCGAGUGUUUAUUCGGCCUCGAUCCAGCAUGCAGCGGCAUGGAAGCUGCAAGCGGUGUUGCGAUUCGAUACGGUAAAGGCCAGUACGUCGUCUGCCCGUCUAACGACCAACGACUCGUCGACUUCUGCCAGUCCGUCGCCGUGCUCAACUGUGAAGCGGCUAUGACACUCACUUCGUCCGUAGUGGCUGCGAUCACAACGCGUCUGGUUGGUUCAAUCACGCAUGUACCCAUCACGCCUUGUCAGCACAUCCAGGUAGUCGAUACCAUGUCUGCACUAGCCGGUGCACGAAAAGCGCAAAACGCUUGUUUCGUCCGAUCCGAACAAACGCUCGUCGUCUGGUCCGACAAGGUGGAAAGCUUGCAAGACAGCGCCAAGGAUCUCGAGGAAAAGAUGAUCCGCUUCGUCUGGAACAGCAGCUACUACAGCAAUGCGAAUAACCUGGUAGUGGCAAGCUCCACUUCGGGUUCUUGCACGCCCGCAUUGGCUUGGCCUACUUCAUCUACGCCGAGCUCAAUGCCGGAUUCAGGCGCCACUUCACCUAUUUCACCAACGUUUUCGUCCAAGACAUCGAUCUCAUCCCUAGCAAACCAGGACCACUUGGACAAGUCGGCUCGCAACCACCGGCCCAGCUAUCAAAAGGAACUCGAUGCGCUCGGACGUCAAGGCAGUUUUCAGAGUAUCGAUGGUCUGGCUGUCAGUGCGGCAAAGGAGCGCGCGGUGUCCGGUGACAUUGCGAGUCUUUCCACUUCGCCCAAAUGUGCUCUGUUGCGAAAAGCAAGCAUUGCGGCUGAUCGCAAAGUCUCAUUCACGGAUCCAGCACCUGAUCCUAUCGGCAUCCCAAAUGAGGAUCAGCGCACGAGCAACGUCGAGACACCAGGCUCGUCUGGCAAGGUGGAAGCGUUGGUUCGGCAAGCUGGCCUUCAGCGCAACAACAGCACGUUUUCGGAGACAAAUACCUCGCAGCUCAGCUCUUCACGCUCUUCGUUGAGCUUGGCCAAUGAAAAGCGCCAGAACGAUAGUGAGACUGGCGAAAGCAUUCGAGACGACUCGGACCGCGAGAAGCAGCACGACGAGUACGAACAGCGACCGUUGAGCUACAUUGCGCCUCUGCAACACGGACUGGCGGUAGCGCUCGACAUACUGAUCUGCUUCUUGUUCAUUUCCAAGCUGUUCGAGCAUGCGCUGCGCGAUGGUGACUGGCGUCGAAUGGCACUGGCACCGAUCACGCUGGUCAUGUUCCCCGUGAUCCUGUUUUUCUGCGACAACAUCAUCGGUAUCAUCAUGCAGCUCGUCGGGCCUGUCAACCAGCUUCACCAGAACUCGCUCUACUUUUCCGGAAAGCCUCCCGUGCGCAAGCUCACCGCCGAUCUGCCGCACAUCACGAUCCAGAUGCCUGUCUACAAGGAGUCGCUCCACGGCGUGCUGAUGCCCACCAUUGAAUCGGUGAAAAAGGCGAUCACAACGUACGAGCUGCAAGGUGGCACUGCCGGUAUCGUCGUCUCUGAAGACGGGAUGCUGUUGAUGGAUAAGCAAGAACAGAACAUCCGCAAGCAGUUUUACGAGCGCAACAACGUUGGCUGGGUUGCUCGACCUGCUCAUGGCCAGGAAGGCUAUUUGCGCAAAGGACGCUUCAAGAAAGCUUCGAAUCUCAACUUUACUUGUCAUCUGUCGAUGGCCGUGGAAGAGAUGAUGAGCAAGGCGAGACCGACCACGUUGGCCGAGUUGGAGCGGUUCCAUUCGGAUCCAGAAUUCGUCGCAUCGACAGAGGAAAGCGCACGCGUAUCCGGCGAGCAGGUCGCAUCGAUCGAGAACAAGGAGCAAGUUGACCAGCAGGCUCAGUCGCAGUCGCAGUCGCAGUCGCAGCGGCUGGGAUCAGACGAUUGGAGCGACGCUGACGAGACCGAACUGUAUCGACAAUGCCUUGAAGCAUGCCUUGCACGCAUGCACAGACUGGCGCAGGCCAAAGGAAACAUUCGAAUCGGACAAUUGAUUCUCAUGAUCGAUUCCGACACUCGAGUUCCGCAAGACUGCCUUCUGGAUGCGGCGACCGAGAUGACGCAGUGUCCCGAUGUGGGUGUCUUACAGCAUUGCUCUGGAGUCAUGCUGGUUUCGGAUAGCUAUUUCGAAACGUGCAUUGCCUUCUUCACGCGACUGGUCAACUUUGCCAUCAGCUUCACUGUGGCCAACGGCGACGUGGCGCCUUUCAUCGGUCACAAUGCGAUCCUGCGCUGGUCGGCGAUGCAGGAAGCUUCUUUCAUCGAUCCCGACGACCAAGUGCGCAAGAUCUGGUCGGAAUCGCACGUCUCAGAAGACUUUGACAUGGCACUUCGACUGCUCAUGGCAGGGUACAUCACGCGGUGGGCCACCUACUCGAACAACGGAUUCGAGGAAGGUGUCUCCUUGACGUGCGAUGACGAGUUGAAUCGUUGGCAAAAGUACGCGUUUGGUUGCUCAGAGUUGGUACUGCACCGUAUCUGGCACUGGCCAUUCAAAGGGCUUUUCACGCCGCUCUUCAAGACGUUUCUCAAGAGUUCGGCACCGAUUCACUACAAGUUCUCAGCCUGCAGCUACAUCUUCAGCUACUAUGCGAUUGGAGCCGCUUUUCCAAUGACGUUUGGCUUGUAUCUGGUCGAAGGGUGGUUCUACCCGGUCCUCGAUCCGUCGUUCAUGACACCGUUCAAGAUCUGGGUCUCAGUAGUUGUCGUCUUCACGUUGGGCGGUAACGUGGGUCAGAUCGCAGCGAGAUAUCGAGCCAAACAGGCAAGUCUGUUGCACUUGAUCAAGGAGCACCUGUCGUGGAUGCCAUGCAUGUUUGUGUUUUUCGGAGGUUUGUCGUACCACGUUGCAACAGCGCUGCUAUCUCAUCCUCUGGGGAUCGAUAUGUCGUGGGGGGCGACCAACAAGGAUUUGGCGGACAGCAACUUUUUCCUAGAGGUGCCGCUCAUCUGGAAGCGAUUCUGCAAGGUGAUUCUGCUGUGCACGCUCUCGAUCGUCUUGGUGGUCAUCAUGCAGAUCCCAGCCAUCGUUCCUCUGAAUUGGUCCAUCCAGGGUUUCUACACCUACUGGCCGCUAUUGCUCACCGCCAUCUCGCAUCUCAUCUAUCCAAUCGUGCUGAAUCCGGCGUUGCUGCGAUUCUCGUUCUAG